Molecule: messenger RNA, 2879 nt
Organism: Zingiber officinale
Lineage: Eukaryota; Viridiplantae; Streptophyta; Magnoliopsida; Zingiberales; Zingiberaceae
Product: probable cyclic nucleotide-gated ion channel 5
Exons: 7
Coding region: 513-2654 (713 amino acids)
Biological process (GO): potassium ion transport; transmembrane transport
Cellular component (GO): membrane
Molecular function (GO): voltage-gated potassium channel activity
Source: RefSeq, a predicted model, not a curated record
UUCUGAUGAAAAAGGGGCUUUUGGAGCUCUCUCCUCAAACUCCGGGGAGUGCUCCAAAAGCGCGACCUUGAUCGAUCGAGAGCAGCUGAAUGGCCGUUUUCCGCUCUUGUUCAAUCAAUUUUCAAACUGCUAAAUCGAUCUGUCAUCGUUCGUCCUUUCCUGCACCGGCAACAAUGCAAUCGGUAGGGAAAUUGUCUCUCUGCUUCUCUUCGAGUUUCUCCGGCGAACAAGUCUAUUUCUUAGCCGACCACAAUCAGAGCGAGGAAGAGAUUGAGUGUCGACCUUAAUCUGUUCGUGGAAAUUCAAUAUUUGUCGAUCGUCGAGUGUUCAUAUUCCGUUUCUAAGUUACAAUCAGGACAAAUUUAUAAGGUUUAGUUAUUUCACUUCACUCCAUUUGAGUUUCCUUUUGGAUUGGAAAGUGGUAUGAAUUUUGUGAGUCGCGGCAUACACAUUUAUGCUUUAGGUUGGAGGAUUCUAGUCCAAGAGUUUCCUUUGCUUCUGAACCAGAAAGAAUGGACAAAUCUGGGUUUCACAUUCAGGGGCUUGGUCACCCGUCACGUAUCCCUUCGAAAUCUUUCAGAAAAGGAGUGAUAAGAGGAUCAGAAGGGCUUAUAUCAAUUGGUCGAUCUCUACGUUCUGGUGUUUCCAGAGCAGUCUUCUCCGAAGAUCUCAAGGCAUCUGAGAAGAAAAUAUUUGAUCCCCAGGAUCCAUUUCUUCUCAAAAUGAACGGGCUGCUUGUGGCGUCCUGCAUCUUAUCUGUAGCAGUGGAUGCAUUGUUCUUCUAUCUCCCUGUAGUUGAUGAAGAAUCCAAUUGCCUCGGUAUUGACCGUGAAUUAGCAGCAACAUCAACCACAUUGCGAACCCUUGUCGAUGUAUUCUACCUUGUUCGUAUUGCUCUUCAGUUCCGCACUUCUUACAUUGCUCCAUCAUCCCGGGUUUUCGGUCGGGGUGAGCUUGUGAUUGACCCUGCGCAGAUAGCAAUGCGGUACUUAAGCCGCUACUUCAUCGUUGAUUUUGUUGCGGUGCUACCACUUCCUCAGAUUGUAGUUUGGAGUCACCUUCACGGUUCGAAGAAUUAUGAUGUGUUGGAUACAAAGAAUUCAUUACUUUCCACUGUCAUGUUUCAAUAUAUACCAAGAUUGGUUAGAUCUAUUCCUCUGACAACAGAAUUGGGAAGGAAUGGUGGCAUCUUUGCCGAAACUGCCUGGGCUGGAGCAGUUUAUUACUUGCUUUGGUAUAUGCUUGCUAGUCAUGUAAGUCAUUACUUCUGCUUUUAUGAAAUUCUUCAUACCUUUCUUAGUCUCGAUUCACUAGUCAUUUUUCAGGUAGUUGGUGCAUUCUGGUACUUGUUGGCGGUCAACCGUGAAGAUGACUGCUGGCAGUUAGCUUGCAACAUGACCACAGGGUGUGAAGUCCACUAUUUGUAUUGUGGCAAUGAGAAUCUAGAUGGUUAUAGUAACUGGCAGAACUCCAGCAAAGAUGUCCUCGAGCGGCACUGCUCUGCUUCGGACGACAACACAGAAUUCAACUAUGGAAUUUACACACAAUGCUUAACCUCUGGAGUUGUUUCAUCCGACUACUUUUUCUCCAAGUUUUGCUAUUGCUUGUGGUGGGGCUUGCAAAAUCUUAGUACGCUUGGUCAGGGUCUUGUAACGAGUACUUAUCCUGGGGAGAUCGUGUUCUCUAUCGCGCUUUCAAUAUUUGGGCUCAUUCUAUGUGCACUACUAAUUGGAAACAUGCAGACUUAUCUUCAGUCACUGACGCUGAGGCUUGAGGAGAUGAGAGUGAAAAGGCGCGACUCGGAGCAGUGGAUGCACCAUCGUUUGCUGCCACAGGAACUCCAAGAGCGAGUUCGGCGAUACGAUCAGUACAAAUGGCUAGAAACCAGAGGAGUAGAUGAAGAAUGCUUGGUUCAGAUCCUGCCCAAGGACCUCAGGAGAGACAUCAAGCGUCACCUUUGUUUUGGCUUGGUCAGGAGGGUGCCUCUCUUUGCCAACAUGGAUGAGAGGUUGCUCGAUGCCAUAUGUGAGAGGCUCAAAACAAGCCUAUACACAGAGCACAGUUACAUCAUAAGAGAAGGUGAUCCUGUUGACGAAAUGCUCUUCAUAAUUCGCGGUCGGAUGGAGAGCGUGACCACCGAUGGUGGCCGGAGCGGGUUCUUCAACAGGAGCAUCCUCAAGGAGAGUGACUUCUGCGGUGAAGAGCUCUUAACAUGGGCUCUGGAUCCCAAGUCUGGAGCCAGCCUUCCAUCCUCCACCAGGACUGUCCAGGCCUUGACUGAAGUAGAAGCCUUUGCAUUGAUCGCAGAUGAGUUGAAGUAUGUGGCAAGCCAGUUCAGGAGGCUCCAUAGCAGGCAGGUGCAGCACACAUUUCGGUUCUACUCGCAGCAGUGGAGGACUUGGGCCUCUUGCUUCAUCCAGGUCGCAUGGAGGCGGUACUCGAAGAGGAAGGCAAUGGAGCUCCAACGAAGGGAGGAGCUGAUGGGUCUGGAGGAUGACAUUGCUGCACCUAGUAUUGGUGCAACCAUUUAUGUAUCCCGGUUUGCGAAAAAUGCACUGAAGGGAGUUUAUAGGCAGCGGAGUAAGAGUGUGAGGGAUCUGGUGGUGCUGCCGAAGCCUUCAGAGCCCGAUUUUGGUGCAGAGGAUGGCGAAUGAUUCAUGGCUGGGCAUUGCAUUGGUUUGGAUUGUGAAAUCUAUGAUAUCCAUCUGUGCAUUGAUCGAUAAGCAAAAGAGACGCUUGAAGCAAUGAAUGGGCUACACAAUUCCUUCUGCAACCUUUUGUUUUCCUCUUAGUCAAAUAAGUUGGAUACUGGUGAAGCAAAGCUAGCAUGGAUGCUCUACAUCCUUAUUCGAUAAACAAAUGAUUAGUUCUUUCUUGUA